Molecule: messenger RNA, 1368 nt
Organism: Fusarium musae
Lineage: Eukaryota; Fungi; Ascomycota; Sordariomycetes; Hypocreales; Nectriaceae
Exons: 4
Coding region: 1-1368 (455 amino acids)
Biological process (GO): regulation of DNA-templated transcription
Molecular function (GO): zinc ion binding; DNA-binding transcription factor activity, RNA polymerase II-specific
Source: RefSeq, a predicted model, not a curated record
AUGCAGAGGCUCCCCAAUCUCGCCCCAGCUCCCCAUAAGCCCGAACCCCCAGCACCACCACAGCCUCAACAACCUCAGACCGCACGCCCGCGGACAGCCCGGGCCUCAUCGUCCCGCAAGUACGCGACGAACCAUGCGUGUGUGCCGUGCCGCAAGACAAAGACCAAGUGCGAUGGGAGACAACCCUGCGCGAGGUGUCAGUUCAGCAGCAAUGUCUGCACGUACGAUACCAAGGUGUUGUCAGGGGAGACGCUGAACAGACUGACCAAUGCCGUGAAUGAGCAGAAGGGGAGGCUGCAUCAGCUUGAGACCAUACUCGCGGCUAUGAGGAAUGGCACGGAUCCUGAAGCUGCUGAGGUUAUGUCCUGGAUAAGAAUAGGUGAAUCCGUUGAGUCUAUUGUUUCGUACAUUGAGUCGAGGUCUAGGGCUGUAGUUGUGACUCAGAGACUCGUCGGUGUAAACCACCAAGCCAAAAGCAAAUUCAUCGAAACACUCUUCGACAGAGCAGAAUGGCUCGACGGUACAACCUUUGAAGCCGAAGACAUCAACAUCGACCUAGGUUCCCGCACAAAGAGCUACUUCUCCUCCUACCACUUCGGCAACCUCCCCUUCUCCAGCGGUAUAAAAGCAAACCACUAUCCCGCCGCCGCCCAGCAGAGCCAAUUACAGAACUACUACGCCACGCACAACUGGGCCAUGAUGACAGCCAACGACGGACAUGGCGUUGAUUCUGUGACAAAGGCUUGGGCGGACACGCUCAAGAAGGCGAGACAGCUGGUUACAGAGGGUGCGAAGCCUGAUGACCUGACGGGGACGUUUCCGUGUGUGGCGGCACUGUUUGAUAAGGAUGAGUAUGAGAAUGCGCCGAUGAUAAGUAAAUGGGCUGUUCUGUUCAUUUAUAGUGCGAGGAGGCAGGAUUACGCUUUUACAUCUAUGGCGGCGGUGUGGGUUGUUUGGGUUGUGAUGAGAUGGCAGAUAAAUCCGACUCCACAGACAUAUGCUGACCUCCCUGACUGGAUCCGGCCAACAGAACUCCAAGUCUUCGUCCCCCACAUCGACAUGCUGGACUGUAUAUCAUGGCCGUACUUCCGAGACUACGUAAUCCAACAUCCUGAAAUGCAACACGGCGAAUUACAAUGGCUCGCGGCGUGUACCUCCGGAGUACAAGUAAAAUGGGACGGCACAAUAGAGGAUGCGCUUUGUAUUGACGGUCCGACGGGACGGAAACGGUUCACAGCGGAAGCUGAGGCAACGAUUAGGGAUCUGCAGAAAUGGUCACUUGCUGCAUCGUAUCGCGCUUUCAUGCCUGGCAUUGAUGGUCAGAUACCUAUCAGAACGGCAGAGGACGCUGGCGUUCAACAGGUGUAA